AUGUCUGGAUAUCGUUACGCAUCGGCUCGUCGUUUGGGCGACCGGUCCGCAUCCGUAUCCCCGGAACCGGUACCUCCGAUUUACGGGGCCACAUUGUCCUCUGAACCGGAAACAACAAGUGAUUACGGUGCACGACCCUACGAUCCCCAAGAUCCCAAUAUGGUUUCCAAUACUAUGUUCUACGAUCCGAAUAGUCCGUUUUUCGGUAUGGAUCCACAACUGGUCGGUUUUUUCCAAAAACACAAUGUCGUGAUGGAUGACGGAGCAGUUGUCAACAUAAACGCAUUGAAAGAGAAAGCUGCAUUGGAAAGUAAACCGAAAAAGAAAUUCCAGCCACCUUUCGGCUUAUCACGUAAACAGUUUACGAUUGCGGUUGUUGUGACCGUCGCACUCGUCAUAAUCUUGGCAAUCAUUCUGGGCUUGGGAUUGUACUUUGGUCUACGAUACAUCACUCCGUCGUAUCCACAAGCCCAGCCCUGGUGGCGUCGAACUCUUCUGUACCAAAUCAACGUGCUUACUUGGGCCAAUGAUGUGGGCGGUCCGACCGGUAGGCUGGUCGAUUUAAUUCCACGCAUGGCUUAUCUGUCCGUUCAACCUUCUCCAGGACCGUACGAGCAUAAUCAUUCGCAACGUGCCCCAGACAGUUCCGGAGCAGCGAUUGUUUUCAGAGCUGUGAGCACUCAGAAAUACGUUGCUGCCAUUCUGCCCAAUUGA
Echinostoma caproni is the source of this 714-nucleotide messenger RNA. Lineage: Eukaryota; Metazoa; Platyhelminthes; Trematoda; Plagiorchiida; Echinostomatidae. The record is from the annotation of a GenBank genome assembly.